UGUAGCACGCCACAAUCAUAUUCACCGGCCUGGCGGGAUCAGAUGUGAAGCUAUCUUUCCAAGCCGCGGACCGCAGGAACGGCGCAAGGCAAGCCAAAGCAUACAUUGUGAAAGAGUACCAUGCCGAUUGGGUCGUGUUGGCAAUCGAGGGGUGGUAGCGGGGUUGAAGAAGAUCGAUCCCCUUGCGUUGAUCCCAAUGCAGUAAACAUUGCGCACCCCUAGUCCCUGCACAGGGGAAGAAGUCAUGCGGAAGCAUACUGCACUGCGUAGAUAAAAGUCCGGAGAUGUCACAAUGAGCCUCGUUUAUGGUAUCUUCGUUCUAUACAGACUUCUCACAAUGCCUGUUGGCGAUGCAUACCGAUCAUCUCAUAAACAUGUUCUCGGCGCCAAUAGGGGCGAUAUGGACCCAAGCGCUAAGAGCAAAGACGUCGAGAAAACCAAGAAGUUCGUGGAUGGCAGUUCUGAGCAUGUCGAGGCCGUUCAUGAUACAGAAAAACUUGGCAAGCGACAACAGGCAAAGCGGCAUUUUCGACGAUUCUGGUGCUGCUAUCUCCUGGCGGCGAUUAUAUUCCUAGCAAUUUUCCUGCCUAUUCUUUUUCUCGUCAUUAUCCCAGCCAUCGCACAAAGAAUAGUAAACGACACUGAUCUACCUGUCUACAGUGCAGAGAUUCUCGACCCAAAGCCCGACCGAUUUACAUUCUCCCUGAACACUGCCCUAGAUAUCCCCGCUGGGCUAUCUGUUCGAACGGACCCUCUCACACUGCGAUUGUUCAACCGUGCGGUGAAGCCUAUCCUCCCUUACCUCAGUGUAGACCUACUGGGUUAUAACUUGAAAGGGCACACAAAGAUGGAGGUCACCCAACAUGACACGAUCGUCGAGAACGAAGACGAAUGGGUUGAGGCUUUGACACAGGCCGUAUACUCCAAGCGUUUCAAACUGUCAGCGAAGGGAUCUACUACGGCCCAUCUCGGCGCACUGAAGGCGGACUUGACUCUGGAUAAGGAUGUAGAGUUGGACGGACUGGACCAGCUCAGUGGAUUCAGUAUUGACUCUGCCCGACUACUUCUUCCGGCCGAAGCGGACGGUACGAAUCUUCGGGGUGAAGCUGUUCUCCCGAACCACUCAGUCGUCACAUUUGCUCUGGGAAACGUAACUCUCAAUCUCAAAAGCCAGGACCUACUACUAGGAGAAGCGCUGAUUCAAAACGUCAUCCUCAAACCCGGCAACAAUACAGUUGCGUUAAGUGGCCGACUCGAUAUUCGUACUAUCUUGCAAAACCUUUCGAAAAUAGUGGCAGCACAGCGAGAGGCCAUAUUGAAAGGCGAAAUAGAACUCUCGGCCCAGGGAAAUAAGACAGUAUAUGAUGGACAGCGGAUCCCGUACUUUGAGCGCGUGCUGAACAAUCUGACAUUAACGGCGCGAGUGCCGAUCGUGGGCGUAUUGAUGGAUACGUUGCAGGGCUUGGGUGGCGGAAAUGGGUCUGUAUGGCGAAAUAUCGAGAGUCUUGGGGAUAGCGAUAGCUUGUCAGGUCUUUUGAAUGGGCUGUGA
Molecule: messenger RNA, 1549 nt
Organism: Aspergillus melleus
Lineage: Eukaryota; Fungi; Ascomycota; Eurotiomycetes; Eurotiales; Aspergillaceae
Product: DUF3712 domain-containing protein
Exons: 4
Coding region: 293-1549 (418 amino acids)
Cellular component (GO): fungal-type vacuole membrane
Source: RefSeq, a predicted model, not a curated record